UCAAACCAGAAGGCGCCGAUUCGCCCGCAUUCGAAGUUGGCGCUUUCGUAGCGCUCAUGGAAGUGGAUCACGGUAGGCAGGGUGGCCGCAGGCAGCGAAGCGCCAAAUUCCUGGCGAGCACGUCGGCGAACAAGACGCGAAGUGCUCUGGGGGAAUACCUCCUGGGAGAAUGGGCGUGGGGCCGCAUGUCGCAACAGCAAGUGCAGCGCAUCGGCCAGCUACUCCAGCGUGACCUCGAGUCAGCUGCGGCAGGGACCUUGGACAGUAAUCUCGUGGACCGCUUAGCUUCGCUAGGCAGCGAAGGCCGGCGCCCUGAAAACAUGCAUCAGCAGCUCGUCAAGAUCCCCCCUCGCAUCUUGCGCCCGUCGGCAACGCCCAUGUCCACGAGCCCUUUUCCGAGCUCCUCUCAAGGAUGCGAAUGUCGGCGUGCACUUCGAGACUUUGGAGAUGCUGUGCCCACACGUUUUGUUUGGAAAUAUGUACAAGGACUACCCGCAUGCUUUUCGAAAGUACAUAUGUCCCGAACCCGAGGCAUUGGAGCAUUUUUGGAAUGAUGUAAGGGACCCUUCCCACUACAAGACCCAUCCUGUGCGACUUCGGCCAGGGCAUGCGCGGAUAUGCGUUCCCAUCACCAUCCACGGGGAUGGGGCCCCCAUCACUGGAGUAGGAAAGGCAUGGGGUCGGCUACUCGACGCAUGGCCCUGGCAGUCUCUCGUUGCGCUUGGCUCCACCGACGCGACGCAGCAUGUCAUCGCCAUGCUGCGCGAGGCCGUGCAGUCCUCCAGCAACGCCGGCCGCGCGCUCACAUAUGUGUUCAGAAAGCUUCGGUGGUCGUUGCAGGCGCUGUGGGGCGGAGUCUGGCCCGAGACGGACGAAGAAGGGAAGGCUAUGCCAAGUGGGUCCCCGCAGGGCGAGCUCGCGGGCGGCCGCUACGCAUGCGUGCGGGGUCUUCUUGGCGACCUCGACUACUUCUUCCAAGUUCUGAACAUGCCGAACUAUAACUCAGCUGGCAACCCGUGCGGCUGGUGCCCGUGCAACGCUUCUACCAUGCCAUGGUUCGACUUCAGGGCUGGCGCAGAGUGGGUUUCAAGGGUUUAUGCGGUGGAGGAGUGGCGCACCAGUGGCGCGCCCCACGCGCGCCCCCUGCUCUCGGCGCCAGGAAUUUCUAUACAUUCGCUGAUGCCAGAUUGGAUGCACAUCAAGCAUUUGGGGCUCGAUAAAAGAUUAUAUGGUUCUGCGUUGCAUUGCCUUGUGCAUUGCACUAUGAGCGGGACUCCUGAUACCAAUUUAAUCACUCUUCGGACAGAAAUUUGGGAUGUGUACAAGGUGAGUAAGACCAAUUCGAAGUUUAGCAGAAUCAAAAUGACCACGUUUACAAUUCGUUUGAAAGGGAACUUGCGCGGCAAGGCCGCCGAAGUCAAGCAUCUUGGCCCAAUUUUAUUGGAGGCGUGGACCAAAUACAUGAACCCCCAAGUUUCACUUCACGCGAAAAUCAGAUUGCUCCUCCGGCUUAGCGUGGACCUCGAUCGCGAAAUCGACAGUUUGGAUCCCAAGCGUAUGUGCAUGCCCGAAGCAAUCCGCCAGGAUCUGCUUCGGCGGUGCCACGGAUUUCUGGUGUUGUGGUCUGAAGUUCAAGAUUUCUUUGCGAACGACGAGGAGCAGCCAGAUUUCGAGCUUUUCCACAUCACGAUCAAAGCGCACUUCCUGCUGCAUUGCUGUCUGCUGCCAUGGAACCCGCGGCGAGUGUGGUGCUACCGCGGAGAGGACCUCAUGCAACGCAGGAGAAAACUUGCUUUCGCAUGUAGCAAGCGCUGCAAACCUUGGCAGGUAGGAACUAAGGCGAUCCGUAAGUAUACGACCGCCUUGCAGUUGGCAUUCCAGUCUCUGCAUGCCUGCUGAAUAUAUUGGCUUCACCGCGCG
Messenger RNA from Prorocentrum cordatum, 1920 nucleotides. Lineage: Eukaryota; Dinophyceae; Prorocentrales; Prorocentraceae. The record is from the annotation of a GenBank genome assembly.